Molecule: messenger RNA, 977 nt
Organism: Lolium perenne
Lineage: Eukaryota; Viridiplantae; Streptophyta; Magnoliopsida; Poales; Poaceae
Source: RefSeq, a predicted model, not a curated record
AUGAAGGAAAAGCUAGCUAUUCGAGUGGCCCUUCUCCUAUCAUUUCUUGUUCUAGUCACCAAAGGAAAAACUAUAAGAAAUACAGAGCUCGGACAAGAUAAUACUGAGGAGACGUCAAACCAGAUAAAAGGAGGAGAUGUCUAUGACUGUAUUGAUGUAAAUGCACAACCCUCUCUUAGCCACCCACUGUUGAAAGGCCAUGAAAUCCAGGCGGCAGGAGUCCAGUACCAUGAUGAUGUAUAUGGUGCAAGUGCUUCAUUAAAUGUUUGGGAGCCAAAGGUGAACAAAGAUAGUAAUGAUCUUAGUGCAACAUGGAUACAUAUUAAUAAUGGAGGAGGAGAACACACGGACAGCAUAGGUGCUGGUAUUGAAGUAAAUCCAAGCUUUAGUGGUGACACCUUUGUUAGGUUUCAUGUUGCUUGGGCUGAUGGCCUAUACAAAAAGUCGUGCAUUGAUCACAGCUGCCGUGGUUUCGUGCUAGUCAGCCAAAGGUUUGGUCUUGGAUCAAGAUUAGAACAUGUUUCCGUUGUUGAUGGAACACAGUGGGGCCUAAGAGUCCGUAUUUUCAAGGACCCAAAGACGAAGAACUGGUGGGUCACGUGCGGUCAACAUAACAGGGCAGUUGGAUAUUGGCCAAGUGCACUGUUCAGCUUUAUUAGCGACAAGGGAAAUUUCGCGUUCUGGGGAGGAAUUGUUCAGGGGCCGACCGCCUCGUCAAAUGGUCCGCAGAUGGGCAGCGGACAUUUCGCUUCCGAGGGAUUUCAAAGGGCAGCCUACAUAAGGGAGCUCCAAAUCUUGGACGAGGAGCACGACGCGUAUGUUACCCCGAAAGAUAACUUCAAAGUUGACCAUGGCACGACCAACUCCACCUUAUAUACCGUCGACAAGUUUUAUGUUGAUACGCCUGGUAUAAGUAUCUACUAUGGUGGACCAGGACACCAGGUUUCGUAGCGUGAGAAUGUACUGGUCAACAAGGA